GAGCGAGGGCGGGGCGGAGGAGGGAGGAAGGAAAGAGGCCGCCGCGGAGGAAGGCAGGUUUCUGGUCCAGGUGGGGUAGGAACUGAGGUCUGGGGAAGCGAGGGGAGAGCAGGGGGAGACAGCUGGCGAAAGGAGGGGAAGUGGAGGGAGGAGAGGAGGAGAGCGGGAGCCCGAGGGGGAGAGGAGAGGCAGCAGAGCCGCGGAGCAGAAAGGAGAGAGGAGACAGAGGGGGCCUGGAGAGGGAGACUGGUGCCAGGGGAAGGGGAGGCCGAGAGGAAGAUCGGCACCUGAGGAGGGGAGAAUACAAAACAAGAAUGGGAAUGUGGAAGGGAAAUGGCCCCGGGGGGGACCGGGAGGCAGCCACCGAGGGGGCAGGGAGAGAGCUGGGAGCACAAGGGCUCCGGGGUCUGGAAGGUGCUCCAGGCCUCCUGGCCACGGCCUCCCUGCCCAUCGCGCUCCCGUGGCCCCUGCCCCUGGCCUCCUCAGCGAUCACCUUGCUUCUCGGAGCACUCACUUCCCUGUUCCUCUGGUACUGCUACCGCCUGGGCUCCCAGGACAUGCGGGUCCUGGGGGCUGGGUGCCAGGCUCGAGGGAUCAGCGGCGAGCCAGGGGCAUGCCCCGAGUCUGGCCGCCCGGGCGAACCUGGGAAAGGGCCGGGGCCGGAAGGCCCAGUGAGCCGUCGGCUUCGGGCCUACGCCAGGCGCUACUCCUGGGCUGGGAUGGGGAGGGUGAGGCGGGCAGCUCAAGGUGGCCCGGGUCCCGGGGGAGGACCCGUGGCUCUGGGCAUCCAGCGCCCAGGCCUGCUGUUCCUACCAGACCUCCCUUCAGCCCCCUUCGUGCCCCGGGAUGCCCAGCGGCAUGACGUGGAGGUCCUGGAGAGCAGCUUCCCCGCCAUCUUGCGGGACUUUGGGGCUGUGAGCUGGGACUUCUCAGGGACUAACCCCCUGCCUCGGGGCUGGUCCCCACCCCUGGCCCCUGGCUGCUAUCAGCUCCUGCUGUACCAGGCAGGCCGGUGCCAACCCAACAACUGCCGCCGGUGCCCAGGAGCCUACCGGGCACUGAGGGGGCUGCGGAGCUUCAUGAGUGCCAACACCUUCGGCAACGCAGGCUUCUCUGUGCUCUUGCCUGGGGCCCGGCUGGAGAGCCGCUGUGGGCCCACCAAUGCCCGCGUCAGGUGCCAUCUGGGCCUGAAGAUCCCUCCGGGCUGUGAGCUGGUGGUUGGGGGAGAGCCCCAGUGCUGGGCCGAGGGGCACUGCCUCCUGGUGGACGACUCCUUCCUGCACACAGUGGCCCACAAUGGCUCCCCUGAAGAUGGGCCUCGAGUGGUCUUCAUUGUGGACCUGUGGCAUCCCAACGUGGCCGGGGCCGAGCGCCAGGCCCUUGACUUUGUCUUCGCACCAGACCCGUGAAGGAAGGCGUUCCCUUCAGACACUGGGUCAGACAUGCUGCACAGGGACCGCCUGGGCAGCAUCCAGGACCCCCCUCCCCACUGCGGAGAGGGGCUGAGGUGGGAACGUGCCAGGCAGCACUGAAAUACAAACUCUGAAUUGUCUCCUAACUCCAGACUGCUUUCUUCCCUGCUACCGGCCUGACAAGGGCAUGGGAUGAGGGCUCCUAUCUUCUACCAUGAAACUAGUCAGGUGUCUCCUUUACACAAGUUAUUUUCCUGUUCCCUCCCUGGGAGACAGUAGCAGAUCCUCAACUUAACUUUAUUCCAAUAAUUUAAUAGAAAAUUAAAACAAUAAAUAACAUGAAACAGAUUGAGAACAUAGCUGAGCUGGUACAGGCCCAGGCCAGCCCAGGACAGUUAAAGAAGCAGGAGGAGCGUGCAGGGAGAAGGGAGGCAGCGGCCACAGGCGGAGCGGUCACCAAAGGCUGGCUCAACAGUUUCACAUGUACAAUGAACUGAAAAAGGGAAAGGGGAUUCUAAAUCAUUCUAACCCGCUGGUGAGGGGGGAAAGAAUGUUGCCUUGUGAGGGGCUCUGCCUGCAGGGGGCUGGACCGGACUGUGUUAGCAGUGAGUAGAAGCGAGUAGAAAGGGCCAAGGGGAACUGUGCCGUGCCAUGAGGGGACAGAGGAAGACCCACGACUUGGCCAGCAGAGCCGGGGAAAAGUCCGGGAAAGGGAGAGAGGACAGUAAGGGCUGGGACCCAGAAGCAGGAGGCAGGGGAAGGGUCAAGGUCAGUCCUUGAAGACAAUCUGUUGGCCAUGCGGACGCUCGUCAUGGGUGAUGUGGCGCCGGACGUGGAUCCUGCGGACCCGGUGCUCUCUGCUCUCCUCAUCCUCCCCUCGGGUGGUCCCACCACCUCCAGCAGCACCUCCUGUGGCCUCCAGAAGGGCUGGGUCUGGGCCGCGGGGAGUCUCGUAGAUCAGGAUAUUCAGGGUCUCCUCAAAGAUCCGGGCCUCUGGGAAUUCCACCUGCAAAAGGCCAGCAAUGCCCAGCUCCCACCCUCCAGCCCAGGGCCACAGCCCCUUCUCCUGCACUGCGUACCUCCUGGCCUUGGUGGUCGGGUUCUCAGGCCUCAACUGUUCUCUCUGCAACUUCUUUACCUGGCACAGUCCUGCUGCAAGGCCCAGCUCUGAACUCAGACAGGCAGAAAGGCUGCAGUGUGUCCUUCACUGCCAAGUCUCUCGGGCUGCUCUUUCACUUGACCAGCACUUACGGGGAGACUGCACUGUGCCAGGCAGUUCUAGGAAUGGGAAGAAACCAGUGAACAGAGCAGACAGAAGUGCUUGCCCUCAGCAAGUUUACAUUCUAAGGGAGGACUGAGACACAGGCUUACAGUCAGAGGAUGACAUGCUAUGCAAACAGAUCGGAGACUUUUCAACAAGGAGUUAGUUCAGAGAAGGCCUCACUGGGAAGGCGGUGUCCGACCAAAGCAGGAGACAGCUAGAGAAAGCAAUCCGUAAACAACAAAAGGUAACAGCUCUGAGUCAGGAAGGUACCCAGUGUAUGGAUCAGAGCCACAAGGAGGCCGAGGCCAUUGAGGCAGAGGGAUGGAGAAAGAGAACAGAGAGGAAUGAAGCAGAAGAACUGAGGGGCAUCACACCGAGUGGUCUGGGAAGGGCAGAGGGCACAGCUCUUAUGCUGUUCUAAUUACUGCUUUGUCUUAUCUCCCAGCUGCAGAAGAAACCUCCAGGAAGCUGAGUCAUGUGUUCAUUCGUGUGCACAUUCUAAGCAUGUUUCGUACAUUAGACAAGGGCCAGGCUAGUGUGAAGGAGACAGGAAAGAAAAGGUAGAGAGGGGCUUCUGCUGAAGCAACCCCUGCCCCCAACCCACAGACGAUGGCAGACUGUCUCUAGCUAAGAAGGGAGCAUCCCUAACUGUCUGGAGUGUUUGGGUUGAAGUCAUGAGGAAAGCUGUCCCAAGGAAAAGACGAUGUUGAGCUUGAGUCGUAAAUAUUAAGUACAGAGCUGGGUGUGGUGGCACAUACCUGUGAGGCUCAGGCAGGAUCACCAUAAGCUUGAGGCCACCCUGGGCUACAUGGUGAGUUCAAGGCCAAUCUGAACUACACAGCAAGACCCUGUCUCAAAAAAACUAAACCAAACCAAAACCAAACUAAAACAAAAUAUACAAGCUCAUUAGGCAGAUAGGUAGGGGGAAAAACAAAAAGAAUUCCAAGAGGAGGAUAGAGUGUGCAUUGGUGGAAGGUGUGAAGAAUUCUGAGCACUGUGAGAUUCAGGGGCCGAGUGGGCUCACACUCCGCUCAGCACCUGGCUGCCAGGUUACGCUUGGCACAGGGCAGGCACUCAGUCUUGCUCACGACUUGUGACCUGCGAGUCCAGGGUGCACCCUAAAUGGCGCUGUGGCUUGGGAAUCUAUUUCAGUAGUGGAUCCUGCCGAGACCCUAUGCAGAAACACAAACCUGCUCAGGCUGAGGGGGCAGUUCGGUGGUGGAUUGUAUACUUGGGCUCAAUUCCCAGCAUGCAAAAUUUAAAACAGUAAAAAAGAAAAAACACCACUCUAUGCAAGGCCCUAGUUCUGAUCCCAGCCCCUCACUCUGCAUGGAAAAAUGGGGGCCACCAGCCCAGGUGACAGACCCAGCCCCAGAACCUGGGCCCGCCUGCCACUGCAAGACUCUCCCUACCUGCCCACUGCUGCUGUCCAGGGUCCCCGUCCUGCCCACCCCACAGCCCCGGCAGCCAGGCCAGAGCCCUCUGACCUUGGUUUGCUUUUUCUCCGUGGCGUAGACAAUGGAGGUGCAGCACACCUCGGCGAUCUUGCGGCCCUGCCCAUAGAAGGACCAGCAGCAGAUCUCGUCCCCCAGCACAUCCUUGAGGAAGAGCAGCCGCCCGUGGAAGCGCAGGGCCAGUUUGUCAAACAGCUCAAUGUUCUUAAGUAGGUUGUCGUCUGAGGUGCUGAGGACCAGAGGCCAGGCAACUUCAGCGUGACUGACUGUGCCUCCAACCCCCAGGAUGGGCCCCAGGUCCCCUCUGCCCUGCUCCACAGGAGACAUGUGGCUCAGCAGCCUGAGGCAAGGAGCAUCUACAGGUCCCAGCCUCUGGAGGGCAGCUGGCCACCUGCACUCCAGCUCUGCCACUCACUGGGUGACAACGGGCGCCACCUGACCUCUGGGUACCUCCAUCUCAUCUGCAGACAGAGAUGACAGCACCUACCUCAAACAUCAGGAGGGCUGUGUAAUCAACAGAGCUUGGGUUUGACAAUAACUACAGUAUACUACAGUUCACAAGCUUAAUGUCUACGAUUUUGGAAAAGAUGGCCACAUUUGUGUAUGCGUGGGAAAGAUGGCUGCAGUCGUAUGUAUCACCUGAUGCGGAGUUUGCAAACAAAAUUUUGACAAAUG
Messenger RNA from Fukomys damarensis (Damara mole-rat), 4805 nucleotides. It is a transcript of the gene Asphd1, whose product is annotated as aspartate beta-hydroxylase domain containing 1. The record is from RefSeq and is a predicted model, not a curated record. Bases 315 to 1409 code for a protein of 364 amino acids. NCBI's taxonomy places the organism in Eukaryota, Metazoa, Chordata, Mammalia, Rodentia, Bathyergidae. The transcript is spliced from 4 exons.